Messenger RNA from Chrysochloris asiatica (Cape golden mole), 1746 nucleotides. RefSeq names its product zinc finger protein 343-like. The transcript has 6 exons. Lineage: Eukaryota; Metazoa; Chordata; Mammalia; Afrosoricida; Chrysochloridae. The coding region runs from base 1 to 1746 and encodes 581 amino acids. Gene Ontology annotation, biological process: regulation of DNA-templated transcription. The record is from RefSeq and is a predicted model, not a curated record.
AUGGAGACCAGGAAGAAAUGGAUUCAAACAGAACAGGCCAAAGGUUUGUCUUUUAAAGAUAUUGACUGCAAUCAAGAGAAGAGGAAGCCCAAAAUACCAGAACCAGUUACAUUGGAGGAUGUCACCGUGGUCUUCACAGAGGCCGAGUGGAAGAGACUGAGUUUUGAGCAGAAGAACCUCUACAAAGAAGUGAUGAUUGAGAUCUACCAGAAUCUUCUUUCAUUGGCGUCUUCCAGACCAGGGUCUCAGAAGCAGCCUGACGAGCAGGAUUCUGAUCAGAGGUUCUGGAAAGAAAACACAGACGGUCAGGAAAGAGAAGACUUCCCCAGAGUGGAGGCAGAGAGACCAUGGGCGUUCUGUAACCUAUACCAAAGAGCAUCGUCCUGGCUGAGAGAAGGCCACAUUGGUGUGGCUGUAAAGCCCAACUCAACCCAGAGGGUGAUGUCUGUGGAAACAGAUAAAGCACUGAUGGAAUUAGAAACCGGAAGAUUUGGAGCAAUCAGCUCUAGGCAGGAUGGAGCAGAGUGUGGCCUGAAAUCAAACUUCAUCACAAACCAGAGGUCCAUCUUUUGGGGACAUCCGCAUAUCUGUAGUGAGUGUGGCCGAGGUUUUAACUGGAAAUCAAAACUUCUCCAGCACCAGAGGACACACACAGGGGAGAAGCCUUUUGUUUGUCGGGAGUGUGGUCGAGGGUUUGCGCAGAAGUCAGCCUUCCUCUGCCACCAGAGGACACACUCAGGGGAAAAGCCGUAUCUUUGCCGUGAGUGUGGCCGAGGAUUUGCUCAUAAGUCAACUUUGUUGGGCCACCAAAGGACACACACAGGAGAAAAGCCAUACGUUUGCAAUGAGUGUGGCCGAAGGUUUGCUCAGAAGUCAGGCUUGUUCUGCCACCGGAGGACACACUCAGGAGAAAAGCCCUAUGUUUGCAAUGACUGUGGCCGAGGGUUUACUAAGAAGACACAGUUGCUCUGCCACCAAAGGACACACUCAGGGGAGAAGCCCUAUGUUUGCCGUGAGUGUGGCCGAGAUUUCGCCCAGAAGACACACUUGCUCUGCCACCAAAGCACACACUCUGGGGAAAAGCCGUAUGUUUGCAGUGAGUGUGGCCGCGGGUUUGCUCGGAAGUCAACCUUGUUCUACCACCAAAGGACACACUCAGGAGAAAAACCAUAUGUUUGCAGUGAGUGUGGCCGAGGAUUUGCUCGGAAGUCAGGUUUACUCUGUCACCGGAGGACACACUCAGGGGAAAAGCCAUAUGUUUGCAGUGAGUGUGGCCAGAGAUUUUCUCUGAAGUCAUCUUUGUUGUGCCACCAAAGGAUACACUCGGGAAAAACCCUUACUGUCUUCUGGGGGAAUCCCCAUAUCUGUAAUGAGUGUGGCCGAGGUUUUAACAGCAAGUCAAACCUUGUCACACACCAGAGGAUACAUAGAGGGGAGAAGCCUUUAGUUUGUAGUAAGUGUGGUGGAGGGUUUGUUCAGAAGUCAGCUUUCCUCUGCUACCAAAGGACACACUCAGGGGAAAAGCCCUAUGUUUGUAGUGAGUGUGGACGACACUUUGCUCAGAAGUCAACCUUGUUGUGUCACCAAAGGACACAUUCAGGGAAAAGCCGCGGUGCCUUCACACCAACCGGAAGCUCGCUUUUACGUUGUGUCGCGCGACCAGUUACAAAUGCGGAAGUCGUCUGUGUGAAGGACUUCAGCGUCUUCUGCUGCGCCAAGUCAUUCAGGUACGCUACCGAACAGUGA